This is a messenger RNA of Electrophorus electricus (electric eel), 1807 nucleotides long. It is a transcript of the gene ass1, whose product is annotated as argininosuccinate synthase 1. Gene Ontology annotation, molecular function: argininosuccinate synthase activity; ATP binding. Gene Ontology annotation, cellular component: cytoplasm. Gene Ontology annotation, biological process: urea cycle; L-arginine biosynthetic process. NCBI's taxonomy places the organism in Eukaryota, Metazoa, Chordata, Actinopteri, Gymnotiformes, Gymnotidae. The record is from RefSeq and is a predicted model, not a curated record.
GUUGGCUAGGUAACGGUUAUUCCCAAAUGUCUAACACGUCAGUCGAGAAACGUUAAUAAAUUACAGUCCUUUGAGGAAGGGAAAAGAUGUUGACAGUACAGGCGGUAUUCCGCAUUAGUGUAUCCUUAACUUAAAAUCUUCUAGUCAAUACACAAGCAACGCAAAGUCAUUGUAGCUUUGAGGAAAGCGAUUAAAGGUGAAAAAUGUCCAAAGGCACAGUUGUUCUGGCGUACAGCGGUGGGCUGGACACAUCUUGCAUCUUGGUGUGGCUCAAGGAACAAGGCUACGAUGUCAUCGCGUAUUUGGCCAAUAUUGGACAAGAUGAAGACUUUGAUGCUGCUCGGAAGAAAGCAGAGAGGCUGGGAGCCAAAAAGGUGUUCAUAGAAGACCUGCGAGCGGAGUUUGUGGAGGAGUUCAUCUGGCCCUCAGUGCAGGCCAGCGCCAUUUAUGAGGACCGUUACCUGCUGGGCACCUCCAUUGCUCGGCCCUGCAUCGCCCGGCGCCAGGUUCAGAUCGCCCAAAAGGAGUGCGCCCAGUUCGUGUCUCAUGGGGCCACGGGGAAGGGCAAUGACCAAAUUCGAUUUGAGCUGACCUGCUAUGCGCUAUACCCAGAUGUAAAGAUCAUUGCUCCGUGGAGGAUCCCGGAAUUUUACAACCGUUUCAAAGGCAGAAAGGACCUCAUGGAAUAUGCAGAGAAACAUGGUAUUCCUGUUCCUGUCACCCCAAAAGCCCCCUGGAGCAUGGACGCCAACCUCAUGCAUAUCAGUUACGAGUCUGGAAUACUGGAAAAUCCCAAAAGCCAUGCUCCAUCUGACCUGUACCUAAUGACCAAGAACCCUGAACAAUCUCCUAACACACCAGACAUGCUGGAGAUGGAGUUUAAAAGUGGUAAGCCAAUCAAGGUGUCCCAUGUGACUGAUGGCACAACCAAGGACACGCCUCUGGAGAUCUUCUUAUACCUGAAUGAAGUGGGAGGAAAGCAUGGAGUUGGCCGGAUCGACAUUGUGGAAAACCGCUUCAUUGGAAUGAAGUCCAGAGGUAUCUACGAGACCCCGGGAGGCACUAUUCUCCACCAUGCUCACCUGGACAUUGAGGCUUUCACCAUGGACCGGGAGGUGCGCAGGAUCAAACAAGGCCUGGGCAUUAAGUUCUCCGAGCUCCUAUACAACGGUUUUUGGUACAGUCCAGAGUGUGAAUAUGUGCGCCACUGUAUAGCCAAGUCUCAGGAGAAUGUGGAGGGGAAAGUUCAGCUAUCUGUGUUCAAAGGGAAUGUCAACAUCCUGGGCAGAGAAUCCCCCAAGUCCCUGUACAACGAGGAGCUCGUCAGCAUGGACGUGCAGGGCGAGUACAACCCCUGUGAUGCUUCAGGCUUCAUCAGGAUCAACGCAGUCAGGCUCAGGGAACAUCACCGAUUGCAGGGUUUGAAUCAGUGAAGCUCACACCACUCCUGAAGUAACGAAGACCCAGUCUCGCUCCGUGGACUACACUUGCGCUUGUGUUUUGGUCAGAGAUGUUAGGCCUUAUUAAUUAAUGAAUUGAUUAAUUAAUUAAUUCUGCUAUAUAGGUUUAGUUUUACUGUUGCUCCCGUUUAAAGGUUAUUAGACAACAUUACUAACCUUGUCAUGCAGUAUGGAUCCCUGUGAGACUGAUGCCUUCUUUAAAUCCAAAAUAUGUCCUAUUUCUGAUUGUAAAAACUUCCCAAGAGUUUGUCAGAGAGAUUUGUCUUUAAUAGUAUGUGUGCUUUGUAAUGUCUUGAGCAUUCCUGUGUCAAAGAGCAGAGCUUAUAAAGAUGUACUUGCAAGCAAAA